AUGGGACUUAAUGAUUAUUAUUGUGCACCUAGAGGUAAUAUACUCAUGAUUUCAUCACUCCCUUCUAUCCCUAAUGUUUAUGCAUUGUUGAUGCAAGAGGAGAAGCAAAGGGAGGUCCAGAAUACACCAAAAUUUCCUGGUGAAUCUUCUUCAUUCAUCGCUGACAAUGGACAAAGAUCAUUUUCUACUGAUUUUAGGGGACAAAAGGGGAACUAUGAUAGCAAGAAGUCUAAUCUUGUUUGCAGAUAUUGCAAGAAAACAGGACAUAGCAUUGAAAAAUGCUAUAAGAUACAUAGAUUUCCGGCUGAUUUUAAAUUUACUAAGUCAAGAAACUUUCAAAAUUCUGUUAAGAGUAAUGCUGUGACUUCUAAUGAAUUUUCUGGAGAUUGUUUUAUGACUAGCGCAGAAUCAGAGGAGCAUGAGAAACUUCUCACACAGGUGCAAUUGGCACAGGUCAUGCAGAUGCUUCAGCAGGUGAAAAAUAAGGAUCAAGCCAAUAAUUCUGAUGUCAUAGCCUCUGUGAAUUGUGCUGAUUUUUUUAUCAAUCUUAAACCAUUGCCUAGAAUUAUUUCUGUAAGACUUCCUAAUUCACAAAAGAUUAAGGGCCCUUCAAUGAAGAGCCCAAUGCUCCUUGGUGAAAGCCAGAAUGGUCUCUACAUCUUGAAGAAUAGGCUUCCAAUUCACUAG
This is a messenger RNA of Solanum stenotomum, 687 nucleotides long. RefSeq lists its product as uncharacterized. The coding region runs from base 1 to 687 and encodes 228 amino acids. The record is from RefSeq and is a predicted model, not a curated record. The transcript has 4 exons. Lineage: Eukaryota; Viridiplantae; Streptophyta; Magnoliopsida; Solanales; Solanaceae. Gene Ontology annotation, molecular function: zinc ion binding; nucleic acid binding.